AUGGAUGCACUCUGGACAAGUCUACCACCAGUAACACGCGGAUGGAACAUUGCAAUUGUAGCCACGUCUACAUUAGUUACACUAAAGAAGGUCAAACUAAGCAGUCUACUCUUUCAACCCGAACGAGCAUUCACUAAUCAAAUUUGGCGAUUGGUAUCGUCUUUCUUUGCAUUCGGCGAUCUAUCCAUGAAUUUAUUCAUGGAGAUCUGGUUUGUGAGUAGUUCAACUCGGAGAGUCGAAGAUGCAUUCAUAACUAAUCUGAGCAUGUUGCCUCAAGUUGUGGACUCAUUUGAUGCCGAGCAACGGAAAUUACUCCAUGAUUUCAUUGAACGAAACAAGACCAUUGACUUCUUGUAUUAUUUGCUACAGAUAUGUAUUGCUAUUGUGUUGCUGGCUACAUUUGGAUAUUACAAACUCGGAAUAACCUUGCCGCAAUUAGGAAAAUUGUUGUGUCAUCUGUUGAUCUACAUCGAUAGCAGAAUCACCCCUGAAGAAGUGUUGAACUUGUUUGGGAUCUUCCAGUUCAAAAAAGUGUACUACCCCUGGGUGUGUGCGCUGUUGGAUUUGCUAGUGGUUGCAGUGAAUCUACUCGAUAUAAAUUGGAAGUGGUAUGUUGAAGUCAUACUUAAACCCUUCAUUUGGUUUUAUACAGUAAGUUAUGGAUUGGGACAUUUGUGGUGGGUAUUGCGAGACUUUCUCUUGCAGGAAGUACAUAAUGAUCAAAAUGACAAACGAAGAUUGUUACGCCAAAACACAUUACGUGAGUUUAAAGUUACACGGUUUGAUUUAGUUAAAGAAGUUCUUCUGAUGGUGUUCUUGCCACCAUGGUACUGGGUAGUUAUUUCAAAAAUUCAACGACGUAGAUAA
Molecule: messenger RNA, 867 nt
Organism: Spathaspora passalidarum NRRL Y-27907
Lineage: Eukaryota; Fungi; Ascomycota; Pichiomycetes; Serinales; Debaryomycetaceae
Exons: 1
Coding region: 1-867 (288 amino acids)
Biological process (GO): endoplasmic reticulum unfolded protein response
Cellular component (GO): endoplasmic reticulum membrane; Hrd1p ubiquitin ligase ERAD-L complex
Molecular function (GO): misfolded protein binding; ubiquitin-specific protease binding
Source: RefSeq, a predicted model, not a curated record